AUGGUGGUGCUUCAAGAGACAGGUCGCCUCACGCUGCGGUUGACGAUUGCGAUGAUUGUCAUCGCAGUGCUGUCAGUCCUCAUUCGCUUUUUCGCGCGGAGGAAAACACGCACCAAGUUCAAGUUGAAUGAUGCGUUCAUCGUGGCCGGACUAUUAUCCUUUCUCGGAGUUGAAAUCAGUCUCCUCGCAGGGAUAUACACUUCCGGCGGCACCCUCGAUGAGUCGCAAAUCAAAGACACGUCAGACCUGAUUAAUCUGUUCAAAUAUGUCUACGCGCUCGAAUCCUUCGUUACAACCGCGAUCACCUUGAUCAAACUGUCAAUCCUUGCGCUCUACCGAGACCUCUUCCCAAUCCACAAAUUCCAAACGUACACCCUAGUUAUUGGCGCUCUAUGUUUGAUCUGGUACAUCAUAUGCUUCCUCAUAAACAUAUUCCAGUGCCAUCCAGUGAAGGCGGCAUGGCAACUCGAUCUGCUGAUGAAGGGAGAAGCGACAUGCUUGGUUUAUGGUCACUAUAUCAUCGGCUACGAGGUUUCCAACAUGUUGCUGGACAUUGCCAUUCUGGCGCUCCCCAUCCGUGUGUUGCACACACUACAUCUAUCGCGACCGCGAAAAAUCAUCAUCGGGGGACUAUUCACCCUAGGAGGAUUCAUUAUUAUCGUCUGUAUUAUUCGAACCGUGUAUUUGAGCGAUGCGACUCUUCAGAACCCAGUGGCGCUGUACAACGGGUUGAACUGGACAUCGGUCGAAUUGGCUGUCGGGAUUCUCUGUGCAUGCAUACCAGUCUAUGGACCCCUGCUCCCCACGCAACGAGCAGCUCAAGCCCUUAGCAAAUGGUCCAGCCAAAAGCAACAAGGGAAAUACUUUACAUGGGUGUUCAAGCCGUCGUCGAAAUAUCAACAGUACGAUGGCGACAGCAACGAGUUAGCCGGGCUAUCUCAUCAGCAAAUCCCGGAAGAAUCAAGCAUACGACAAAAGAGGAUCUCGGAUCACAGCGGGGUCUAA
Messenger RNA from Talaromyces proteolyticus, 1005 nucleotides. RefSeq lists its product as uncharacterized. The coding region runs from base 1 to 1005 and encodes 334 amino acids. The record is from RefSeq and is a predicted model, not a curated record. NCBI's taxonomy places the organism in Eukaryota, Fungi, Ascomycota, Eurotiomycetes, Eurotiales, Trichocomaceae. The transcript is spliced from 4 exons.